This is a messenger RNA of Sardina pilchardus (European sardine), 6491 nucleotides long. RefSeq names its product alpha-kinase 2 (gene alpk2). The transcript is spliced from 10 exons. Gene Ontology annotation, molecular function: protein serine/threonine kinase activity; ATP binding. Lineage: Eukaryota; Metazoa; Chordata; Actinopteri; Clupeiformes; Clupeidae. The record is from RefSeq and is a predicted model, not a curated record. The coding region runs from base 1 to 4905 and encodes 1634 amino acids. Gene Ontology annotation, biological process: protein phosphorylation.
AUGACUGGAGGUCAUCUGGACACCAGCAGGGCUGUCCCAACAGUGGCCCAGUCCACUUUAACUCCUCUGAGUGAGAGGAAAGCCAGCGGUGACAUAGAUCAGAUUGAGUACAGUGAAAUGUGUACUGCCCCUCUCACAGACACCGACAUGGACCCUUUCUGGCUUCCCGUAGACGGCAGCAUUAUUUCCAUCAGUCCAACCACCGACACGAGCAACUCUCCUUCGGGUGUUAGUGUUGCGGCCAGAGACCUGAAUUCCCCUUUAGGAGAUUGCACUUUAGAGAUUUGCAAUGAUCCCAGCAUCUCUCCAACAGACUCCAACUACUCUAGUUUGGACACUAAUGUGUCUUCAUUACCAAGUGGCGGGGAGUUAAAUUCCCCCGUAGAAGGCUGCACUUUCAUCAGCCGACAGGUAGAGAUGGGCAAAGAUCCUGCCAACCCACCCAUUGGCACUGGCAUAGUCUUCACUACCCUUGCCACAGAGGGUAACAUGGAUCACCUCGACCCACCUUUAGAGGGCACAGUGGACCCAUUCAACCUCUCUGUGCCCAGUAACCCAGACCCAAUCACCUCUCCCGCUGACGCUAACUUGCCUAUUUGUUCCCUUCCCAGUAAUCCACCUGUACACAGCUCUACAGAUAACAUCACCCCCAACACAAACAGUGCCAUGAACCUUUUCAGUAAUCCUGAGGCCUGCAAUAUGCCUCCCAUAUCUAGCAGUCCAACCAACCUAAUGCCAGACACCAUAACUGACUUUGUAUGUGAUGCACAAUACCUAGAAACAGAGCCUUAUCUCACUAACAAACAGGAGGAGACUGUGGAGGGUACCAUAGAGAGGUGCAUGAACUGUGACGCUCUUGAACUGAUGCAGAAUUCUAAUGUGGUGGUUGGUCCAUCUCAAUGUUCUCCUGAGGUCAGAGGUGUCUGUGAGGCAGAGACAUGGACAAAGAUAGACAGUGGCAGUACAGAAGAAGAUAACCAAGUCGGACAUAUUGGAACACAAACCUUAGGUCAGCCUUCAGAGACUCUGACGACAGAGGAACCUCAGGGUUUCCAAGAAGGUAACGCUGAGGGAGACUGUGUGCUUAGUGAGGACUUUAACACAUACACUAUAGUACAGUAUCUUAAGGAGUCAUUAACAGCAGACCAGAGACUUAGCCAUGACUGUGAGGCUACAGUGGAGCAUGAGGCUUUAGGUUACUGUGACAAACAUCUUCUGAUGCAGACUGCUGAGAAUUUCACAACGAAAGCUGCCGAGAUUAGCUCUGAAGGUGAAAUGGCGGAGGCUUGUAUCACUGAUGGAGCCUUAGUCACCCAUCCCUUGACCCAUAACUUCCAGAAAUCAGCGCCAGACAGUCACUCGCUAAGUGGCAGUGGUAAGUGGGAUCAGUCAGAGACAGGUCAGAGGCAGGCAGCUGUUGCCCUGGGAGACUUAGCCGAUGUAUCCGCAGGAAAAGAAGGAGUCGGUUUCAAGUCGGAGGACUCGGACUCGCCUCAUGAGUUGUGGCUGGAUGCUUGCCAGUUCUUGGCAGGUGAGGAGAAUGAGGAGUCUAUUUUGGACGAGUGGGGGCAUUCUCCCACGAGGAGCAGCUCUGGUGCAUCGACGCAUAACACAAAGGAGUCCGGUUCCCCGAGGGGAGCAGCCGCGAGCAGGGCAGUCAGUGACUCUGCCCUCUGGAGGCCACCUGUCGAGAGAUGGUCAUCCACAGACAGCUGGGUCAGUGCGCUCUCCGACUGGGCUCCCGCUCUGUCUGCACACCCAGAGGAUCCAUUCAUCAGUGAAAGGCAGCCAGAGGCCAACAUGGCGAUCCAGGACCAGGCUGUGGAACAAAGCCCAGAUGGAUCAGCUCACAGUGGACAGGUGCUCACUACCCUCCCACAAAAUCGGUUGGUUCUGGGUGGACAUCACUCAGCUGAGGACAGAGUGGAAAUACAGGCUGACCCCAGAGGACUGACACCAGACCCUGUAGCAUGCUGCUGUCCUCCACCUCCCUCACAGAAGGGAACCGCUUCGCCCGGUGACAUGGGGGCUGCCUGUGACACACUCUCGGUGGGUGAUAUACACCCAUCUGACUUUCCCAUUGACAUGCUUUAUAGGGAAGGCUAUAGGAUUCAGACAGAUCAUUUUGCGGAUUUAUACCACAAGGUACCACUUUCCUUACAGCUUGCAUAUGAAGGCAGUGGACAACAAUGUGUUCAGGCAGAGCCCACCGUCUUGAGCAUUGAGGAGGAAGGUGAAAGGAGUUAUGGCUCACUGAACAUCUCCGAUUACUCCAGCCGAUCAGUUCCUACAGCCUGGUCUGAAGGAGAGCACAGUGUGUAUGCACAGCGCUCAGCCACAGACACAGGACCCUUGACCUGCAGUUCGGACCAGACAGGUUCACCGGGGUGUGAAUCUCAACUACAGGAAGAGAACUGCGGACUUCCACAGUUUAUUAUGCCCUUAGCCCCUAUCUGCCACACCAGCCUUGGCAACACUGCCCAGCCACCCAUUAACUGCUCUUUGCCAGGGGACCACUUUGGUGCCAGGGACCUGCCAGAGGACCCUCGCACUUGGAAACACUUACAUGGCAGCAUCCUUGCCUCGCUUCUUCCUCCAUAUGCUCGGAAUCGUUUGACGUCCCAUCUAAAGCUUCCUGUUGCCAAGAAGACUGGUGACCAUGUGACGUGUGAGCUCAGAAGUUCCUCGGACACCACCGACACAUCCACCAGUCGUGAGUCCUCCUCUCCCGCAUAUGGUUCCUCUUCUUCUGACGAGCAAGUUAUUCUGACUGAUCCGUGUUCUGACAAGUGUGUUGACCAAGAGUCCUUGCGUAAGGCAAGUGACCUUAGCAAAGAAUGUACUAAGCUGCUCCUAGCGACAGGUGAACGCUUUGCUGUUUCGGAGCAGGACCGAGUGGCUUGCCUCACUCUGGACACAAACUACAGUGCGUAUCUCCCUCAGUGUGUUGUGAGACAUGAUCCUUUAAUUACUGCCAAACCAAAGAGUGAGAUAGAGCAAACAAAGAGCGCCACAAUGUCUCACAAGACCUCCAAAGCUGCCGAGGGAAAAGCUCGCUUCAGGCAUAAGGAUAAGUCAGGAGGCCAUCACUCGACAGCACACGUCUCUAAGAAACAGGAGAACGUUCACCCUAAGUUUCAAAGCACCUCCUCCUUGGCCGAUGCCAGCUGUGAGGAUGGAACAGUGACUGUAAUUGAGACCAUAGUCAUUACAGAGAAAAUCACCCCCAAAGCCCAGGGGAAGAAAAAGAAGAAACACCAUCAGGCUACGCCAAUAGGAAAAACGGAAGCAGUGCCACUAGCUGAGGUUGAGAAUGGAGCCAAGCAAAAAACUGCAAGUGACAAAAUCAGCACUAUUGAACCCUCAGUGCGUGUGGACAGUGCAGUCAAACAGAAAACAGAAGGGGCAAAGAGCAAGACAGAGACUUUAGAGACCAAGCUGGCUCAGAGGAAUAACAAAAGCUUGGACAAACCAGUGGCUCACGCCAAGAAAGAGACUUUGCUCUCAGACAUUUCAGUGGCUCCUAGAUUGUUGGAAGAAAAUGCAGGCAAACCAGACAGCAAGAAGAAUGACAUUAUUAGACGUCCCUCCAAGGACAAGCGUGAGGUGCCCCCUGUUGAAUCCAAACUGCAAAGACUGAAAAACUCCUUCGAAUGUAAGAAGGAGGGAAAUGUGGUGCGUAAGAAGGCCUACAGUGAUGUGGUCAGAGAGAAGAUACACGUACCAAAGCAAGGCCCUCAGGUGCUAGAGGGCAUCCAAGCAUUGCCUGUGUUUGGUGAUCCUCAAAGUAUCUCUCUGCGCUGUAAGUUUGGCAGCAUCACAGCUAACUCUACUAUCACCUGGACAAAGGGGGGGGCCAUCUUGUCAGAGACACAAAGGAGUGCUGGCGAUGAGAGCCAGGCGUGUCUCACCCUGCUGAACGCCUGCAGCAAGGACCUGGGGAUGUACCGCUGCUCUCUCAGCAACCCCCAGGGCUUGGCCUCCUCAGACUUCCACCUCACCUCGGAAGUUCUCUGUGAACUUGUCAUCUCAUGUCAUAGUAAUGAAGUGGAGCUCACUGAGGUGAUCGGAGAUGAGGAGGAUGUGCAGUGUGCACCACUGCUCUUCAAGGAUGACUUCCUGUCGGAGCAGUAUUUUGGGGAGCACCAGUCUGCCAGCAUUGUGACGGAGAAGGAGCACUUUGGCGAGGGCAUGCACCGCAAGGCCUUCCGGGCCACGCUGAGGGCGGGCAUGGUGUCAGUCUUCACCCCCGGGCACCCCUGUGUCCUGAAGGUGCAUAACGCCAUCAGCAACGGCGCCAAGGACAACGAGGAACUUCUUGACAGGAACUACAGCCUGGCUACAGAGGAGUGUUAUGUACAGAAUACUGCCAGAGAGUAUGUCAAGGCAUACAACCAUGUGGCCAAAGCAGCUGGAUCCUUUGGAGAUGUUCCAGAAAUCAUUCCCAUCUACCUGGUGCAUCGGCCCUCCAGUGACAUUCCCUAUGCCACGCUGGAGGAGGAGCUGCGGGGAGACUUUGUCAAGUACUCCGUGAAGGAUGGGAAAGAGAUCAACCUGAUGAGGAGGGAUUCCGAGGCAGGUCAGAAGUGCUGUGCCUUUCAGCACUGGGUCUACACCAUCACUGAUGGCAACCUGUUGGUGACUGACAUGCAAGGAGUUGGCUUGAGGCUCACCGAUGUUGGCAUCGCCACCUGCAAGAAAGGGUACAAGGGUUUCAGAGGGAAUUGUGCAACCUCUUUCAUUGACCAGUUCAAAGCCUUGCAUCAGUGCAACCGCUACUGCGAGCUGCUCGGACUGACCUCUCUGCAGCCCAAGCCCAAACGGACAGCUCCGCCAGCCAAGCCCAAGCCCCAGCCCGCCCCCAAGAAAAAGACUUUUGGCCCAACGCUGAAAGGAAAGUCCUGAUGAAUUGAAAGAUUUGGCCAGUUUAUGAACGAGUGGUUUAUUUCUCACUGUAUAUAUCGUCAAAAAAAAGAGUGUGAUAAAGAUGUGUCACAUGAGCUCAUUACAGACUGGAGUUCUGUAUUUGUCCAUGGAGCAAGAAUCAAGCCAUGCUAACACACUGUUCAUCUGCUGAAUUACCAGACUGAAAUGCUGUUCUCAGCUGCCAAGUGAACUGUGCACAUGCCCUUUAAAGAUCUUCACCAGGAAACAGUGUGUGGCAUUGCAGAACGCAUAGAGAUGAGCCCAUGCAUGUGUUGGUCCAGUCUUGGAUAUAGAGAUUGUGUUUAAUUAGACACAUUAGGAUUGUGUCCCGUAGGGUUGUGUAACAGAAUCUUCUCGGAUACCUUCUCCUGUUUUUGUCACAAAAGAUAGAAAGAUCUGAUACAUUAACAGAAAUUGUGUUCAUUUGAACGCCAUGAUAAUUUCGUAUUGUGUUCUGCAUAACAUACAGAAAUCUCCGUUAUUGUGUCCUAUGUAGAUUCAGAUUAUGGCAGAUCACCUGUAAUAUAUUUAUAUGGAACAUUUAUGUGUUAUAAAAGCCACUUUUGAUGUUAUAGUAUUAUUCUCGGUUCUCUUUAGAAUUAUUUUUCUACCAAGAAGAAAUCUAUUUAUAAGAUUGUCAGAUGAAAUAACAUGAUUAUCUUAUGUUAGAUUUGCGAUGACAUAAUUGACAAAAUGUUUUGCAUUUGCUAUUUCUGGUUAGGUACCCAAUAUUUGUUGUGUUUGUGUCUGAAUUAUGAAGUUGUAUAUAUUCUUUCUCAGUUGAACCCCUUGUUUCUGUUAUGCUAGUUAUGAGACAUUAGACUUGACUCUAGGCAGUAUUUGGACUUUUGUAGACUAUUAUAGAGUUUGUAGACUAUUUUUACUCAGUGUGGCAGCAUCCUUUUUUACAUCAAUCUGACAUUUUCAGGUAUUUCAUUUUCAGUGUGCAGGCAUGUUGUUGUGUUCUGUAGAGGCAUGCAUGCGUUUCAAAAAGGAAAGUCUAAAAGUAGAGGCUUUAAUGUGAAAGGUCUUUCUAGUUGACUUCCUGUACGUAUAUUUGGCUGCUUUAGAAUGCAGCCCUGCCAAAAUACAUGAACGCUGUCACCUAGCUUUUAAAACGUUCUGCUAACUAAACAGUUUCCUAUUCGCUGUGUGUUGCUCAGAGGACCUGGCUACCAGUAAUUCAGCACAAUUUUGUUUUGCUGUCGUCAGGCUCCUUUUUGACAGAGAGCAAGAGUCUGUUCAUAAACCUGGGCUAUGCUAUCGUCACAGGCUAGAGCUGUGUGUGUGCACGUGGUGUUUGAAUGACUCAGGUGGGCUUGUGUGUGUGCAUGUGGUGCUAGAAUGGCUCCGGUGGGGUUGUGUGUGUGCAUGUGGGGCUCCGGUGGGGGUAGGGUGGCUGUUAGAGGUGUAAAUAUGUGAGGAGCCACACUGAGUCUGGAAAGCAGGAGAUCUCGUCUGAGCACAGCCAGAAGCCACACAGCCCCUUUCUUUUAGCAAAAAGUAAAAAGCUGUACCUGUUGUUUGGCUACUGAUUUAUGUAUUAAAAAGAAACAUUUUACCAA